AGAUACGUUUUGGGGAUUGACUCUAUUUUCUUCAAUGGUAAAUCUCAAAGUUCCCUGCCGCCCAAUUAUAGCUUACAGGCCCAUAAGACCAUCUGAUUUGGUGGUGCUUGAGAAGCUUCACAGCGAGCUGUUUCCCAUAAGGUAUGAAUCUGAGUUCUUCCACAAUGUGGUCAAUGGCCAUGAUAUUGUGUCCUGGGGAGCUGUUGAUCGAAGUCGGCCUAAUACACAGAGUGACGAACUUAUUGGAUUUAUUACUGCAAGAAUUGUUUCAGCAAAAGAAAGUGAGAUAGAAGAUCUUCUCAGCUUUGACUCAUCAAAAACAGAUCAAACGUUAGUCUACAUCUUAACACUGGGAGUUGUAGAAUCCCACAGAAAUCUGGGGAUAGCUAGUGCGUUAAUCCAUGAGGUUAUAAAGUAUGCCUCAAAUCUUUCAACCUGCCGUGCUGUUUAUCUACAUGUGAUCUCAUACAAUAAUUCCGCCAUGCUUUUGUACAAGAAAAUGUCCUUCCAGUGCGUACGGAGGCUGUACAAUUUCUAUUUUAUCAAUGGGCAGCAUUACGACUCAUACUUGUUCGUCUACUAUGUGAAUGGUGGUCGAUCUCCUUGCUCACCCCUAGAACUUGUAGCAUUAUUUGUUACUUUUGCAAAGAGUGGAUUUAAAUCUGUGGCUGCAAAGCUGUGGAAAAAUGAAGAAAGGAAGAUUUCCAAAUGGCCCAAAUGUAAAGAAUCGGGUUGCCUUCUACCUACAGUGCAGAACAAAAGAAUGAGUACGGGUGAGGUCUCUAGGUGUACGUUUGUCUGAGAACAGUGAAAGAUAAGGAGAGCGUGCAUCUAUACUCUCUAUACUAACCUUUACCAGUUUAACUUAGCGUGCCUUACAGAAAUAAUGUAAUAUCAUUGACAGUAUCGGCUAUAUUGGUGGUUGUUGGCAUGGACACAGUUUGUUUGUUGUAUACAAUGAGAGAGUUUUAUACUUGUUAAAUACUGAAAGCAAAGAAGAUAUAUGUUUCUUA
Messenger RNA from Sesamum indicum (sesame), 1013 nucleotides. Its product is annotated as Acyl-CoA N-acyltransferases (NAT) superfamily protein. The record is from RefSeq and is a predicted model, not a curated record. Gene Ontology annotation, molecular function: protein-N-terminal amino-acid acetyltransferase activity; histone acetyltransferase activity. Gene Ontology annotation, cellular component: Golgi membrane. Gene Ontology annotation, biological process: N-terminal peptidyl-methionine acetylation. NCBI's taxonomy places the organism in Eukaryota, Viridiplantae, Streptophyta, Magnoliopsida, Lamiales, Pedaliaceae.